Molecule: messenger RNA, 2087 nt
Organism: Nasonia vitripennis (jewel wasp)
Lineage: Eukaryota; Metazoa; Arthropoda; Insecta; Hymenoptera; Pteromalidae
Product: methylenetetrahydrofolate reductase
Exons: 6
Coding region: 1189-2037 (282 amino acids)
Biological process (GO): tetrahydrofolate interconversion
Cellular component (GO): cytosol
Molecular function (GO): FAD binding; methylenetetrahydrofolate reductase [NAD(P)H] activity
Source: RefSeq, a predicted model, not a curated record
AUAAUAUGUUAUAUAUUAUUGUGUUAACGCAAUUAUAAAUCUAUAAUGGCUCAAUAUGAUAAUAAUUUAAAAAAAAAACUUUAUCGCUGCCUUUUUUGUCGAGAAAACAUGUGCGAUGUUAACAAUGAAAUAACACAAAAUUUUACAAAAAAUAAUAUGAAUACCAUGCAAAAAGUUGAUCUACCUGUAUCAUAAUUUGCUCUUUAUAGCUUGGCGUUUAACACACCGUCCUGUAGUGUAAUAAGAUCUUCUACCUACGCCACUACUGUCGUAAUGUACCAAUAAAAACAAGAAAAAACUCAUUUUCGUAAAGUUCAGCAAUUAAUACGUAUAAAUAUAGAACACAAAUCUCACCGCGACAACAAUCCAUUGAUAAAUUUUCGCAACUAUAGCCACCCGCGGAGAUGACAAAAAGCCGUGUGUAUAUAGCAUCACCUCCAAACAAUAAUAGAAUCUACCCACACACCGCGCGUGCGGUUUACAAACAGAGCCAUCAGCCACUAUAUAUAGAUAUACACAAUAUACGUGGUACGUGCUAUUCCCCACGUAAAUCUCGCGGCGUCGCGCUCCAAAACAGCUGUUCGUACAGCCAUUUAAAUUUCAAAGCGUCGCUUACGAUUCAUAUAACAAGCCGCGUCUCUUGUCGUGCCGCACUAGUAGCACGCGAUCAGCCGGACGAGACGAACCCGUGUGUACAUACAGUAUCUCACUUUCUAUGCACAUUUUCACCGGUACGAUGUGCAUCACGACAACACUGCAUCGGCGUCUAUACUACAACAACAGAAGCACAGCAAACAGUGGCAGCAGCAGCAGUAGACUUUCUCGUCGCUCGCGAGAGUUCGCGGUCGCUCCGAUAUAGUGUGUGCCUAUUGUGUUCCAUAUAAUACGCACACGCACAUCUAUAUAGCUACUUUUACAAAUACGGACAAAAUCGCGUCAUGUAUUUGCGUCGCGUCUGUAGACUGGCAUCAGUCGGUCGAGUGUCUCGGCGCAGUCUGGACUCGUCCCGUGGAAUGAGGCACCGAGUUCUCGGCGACGAGGAGCCACAAGUCGACGAGUCGGAGUCGGUUUUAGCAUCAGCGACGACUCUGGACCCGGGACCACCCGUCAAUCUGGCAGGAUUGAUCAGGGAGAAGAUCGAGAGGAGGGAGAGCUUCUGCAGCUACGAGCUGUUUCCGACCAAGUGCCAUGGAGUUUAUCAGGGGUAUAUGUUAUAGGAGGAGAGGAAGACGUAGAGAUGCGUGUAGAUUUUUCAGAGACACGCAGAUAUGCGAGCCGCUGUUCUACGCGCUCACUUGGCACGAGGGCUGGGCAACCGGGGAAGAACGAUUUCCAUCCUUGAAAAGCGCCGAAGUCUUUCCCCGGAACACGUUGCUCCACUGCACCGCGAAAGGACUGAAAAAGACCGACGCCGAGAUGAUUUUAACGCGAGCUCUAGAGCUUGGCAUCGCUAACAUCUUUGCCCUUCAAGGAGAUUCGGGCUCGGAUGAUGGCGAUUUCGAUCACGCAUCCGAUUUAGUCAAGUUCAUUAGAGAACGGUAUGGUCAACAAUUCAGUAUCUGCGUUGCUGGGUAUCCUGAAAUGCAUCCACAUUCGCCCUCCAAGGAACUUGAUAUUUUCUACCUCAAAGCUAAGGUGGACGCAGGAGCGGAUUUUAUAUUAACUCAAUUCUUCUUCGAAUCUCAGCUGUUCAUAAAAUUCGUAAACGACUGUCGGGAAGUAGGAAUAAGCGUCCCUAUAAUUCCAGGAAUCUAUCCGUUCACUGAUGUCAAGUUACUCGGGAAAAUGAUUGAAAUUUGCCAUACCAACAUUCCCGACUGGAUACAGGAAGAGCUGCGUCAUAUCGAAGACGAUGACGAAGCGGUCCGUAAAUUCGGGAUAGAUUUAAGUGUUAAACUAAUUAAGGAGAUCAGAGAAAGUGCACAUUUUUGUGGAUAUCACGUUUAUACGUUGAACAGAUCUUUCUCGGCAAUCGAAGUUCAUCGCCAACUGAAUACACAGCAUGAAAUCGAUCAACUUGUUGCGAGCAAUAGCUAGUAAAUUUUUAUAUUUAUUUUUUAUAUAAAAAGCGAAUCGAAAAUUCUAAA